Molecule: messenger RNA, 6630 nt
Organism: Biomphalaria glabrata
Lineage: Eukaryota; Metazoa; Mollusca; Gastropoda; Planorbidae
Exons: 17
Coding region: 236-2188 (650 amino acids)
Molecular function (GO): lipid binding
Source: RefSeq, a predicted model, not a curated record
GGGCAGGGACAGAUCUCGAAUAGAUUCUUAUCUAGAUUUGUAUCAUGGAAAUAAAACCUUCAUUUUGGCAGUCACUCAUUUAUGACCCAGUCCACUGAGUAUCCUAAGGAGUCCUUGGAGUAUAUAUUCCUAUAGGGUCCACACAUUUUAUUUGAAGAUUUAAAUCAGUUCACUGAGUAUCCUGAGGAGUCUUAUGUAAAACGACAUUGAUUAAAAGAAUGAGAGAUAAAGAAGAAUGAAUUUAUUGUUCUUAUCUGUCACCUCGACACUACUCUGUGUUGCAAUAGCUUUUAUUUUCAAGUAUUUGUCCUUACUGCGAUGGAUUAGUGGCCAUGCAUAUGUACUGAGCAAGAGAAGAGAAAGUUUUAGUAUUCUUGAGUUACUGGACUUGUUUAAAAAUGUGAAGCCUUUUCCUAUUUCGUGCCAGAAAGGAUGGAAGAUUGAUAGCUAUGCACAUGGUCAUCGUAUCUGGUUUAAUUUUCUAACAUUUCCACACAACCUAAAUGCUCCUUCUAUAAAGGUCUAUGCAGCAUUUGACAGAGUGAAAUCAUCCUCACAGGGAUUUCUUCAAGUCCUUAAAGACAUAGGCCAGUCUUGUGAAUGGAAGCCUGGAGUUAUCUCCACAUCUCACAUCCACACUCAAGCCUUGGCUAAAUCCUCUAAGCCACAUAGAGGCAUUCCCUCAAUGGCAGUUCAGGUUGACUGUGUGAAAGAAGAAAUGUUGAAUACUGGGGAAUCAAGGUUUGGACUCCAGAGUUUUGAUUCCUGGUACACAGAAAAUGUUGUCUCAACAGUCUCCGUGGAAUCUAAAAGAUUCUGGCACAGAGAAGAUAAUGGAGUUUGUUGGCUACUUCAAAUGAAUGAACCUUUACAAACCUGUGAAUUUUAUUUGAUUCAGCCUGUUCAAGAGAUUGACCACUGUCUUGUAUCAAUAGUGACAUGGUCCAGAAAAACUACAAGAUCAUCUGUAAAUAAAGCAUCCAUACUUCUGUCCUCAUUAGAAGAGUAUAUUGCCUUGCGCAGGCUUAAAAAAACACCGCUCAUUAAUAUCACCCUACCUCAAGAUCUUUCAGACAGUGACAUUGAGUCUAGUGAUUCCAGCCCUGAGAAUGAAUCCAUGAAAAAUUCAGACUCUCCUGGAGUCAUUCUUCAUGACUCCCACACCAGCAGCAGCAUUAAGGCAGCAGCAUGCACAGACAUUCUGAAGUACUCUAGCAUACUGAAGUACAGAUCCAAGUCUGCCCACUUCUCUCCACUACACGCAGCCAACACUGGGUCGGAGAGUUCUAGUGAUGGACAUAGUGCAGAACAGCAGCCAGGUGCACUGAAAAAGGCACUGCAGAGAUCUGUCAGUGAGGGUUCAGCUCUUAAAGGCAGUCAGCUGUUGGCUGAUGAUGUAGAGGAUGUUGGGUUAGAGAGUAAGGAACACAUAUAUACAGAGCCACCAUCAGACAAUGUUUCAGAAGCAGAUUUGAAACUUGCACGUUACAGGACAGUGAGUAAUCAGUGUGCAGCAGAGAUAAUGGCUGAAGCAUUAAGAGCCUCCAACAUUGACCUUGAACUCUCACCAGACCAACAAGCAGCUGCAUCGGGAGGCUGGCAAUUUUCUGCAUUUGAUAAAAAUAUAGUUGUUUUAAAGAAAUUACCCAGAAAUAGUUCAACAGUUCAAAGCUACAUUGGUAAAGGCUUUGUACUGGCUCCACCUAGGACUGUCUGGGAUGCUGUCAGAAAUCCAAGAACAAGGUUUACUUAUGAUGAUACUCUAAAGAAAGUUGAUAUUAUUGAAACAUUAGACAAUGCCAUGAAAAUUGUCUAUUUCUACCAUGAGAGUCUUCAUUUCCUGACCAAAGAAAAUUGUGAUAUGUGUAUACUACAUGGGGAACGGCAAGAGGGAGACAAAUUCAUCCUGACCUACUUCAGUUUAGAGCAUGACAAAUGUCCCAGUUUUCCUCAUGUUACCAGAGCUAAGGUUUUACAGAGUGGUUGGAUUAUAGAGCCUGCUAAACAAGAUAAUCAAGUGUAUUCUAUUGUCACCUACAUCAUGCAGGUUGACUUUGGAGACUCCACAGAUGGGAGUGAGAACCUUCCAUUCCAGGAGAUGAUCUCCAGUGCUCCACUCAGUAUUGCAGACCUACAACAGUAUCUCAAGCCAGCUGUUCAGAUGCUACGCAGGAAAUCACUGACCUAAACUUUUUUUUGAAUUAUUUAUUGUGUUUGGGUUGUAUGUGGCAGUUUUAAUAUAGAUGUCAGUGCAGCACAUAAAAUCAUCUCCUAAAACAAAAAUGUUCAAGAAAUAACCUUGAUGCUAAAAUAGUUGAAACUUGCUAUGCAGUCAGUUUCUUAAAGCCUUUGAAUUCUGCAUUUUAGAGUGACCAUUGUGCCUUGUCAACUUUCUCUGCGCUUUGACACUGUACACAAAACUUCUCUGAUAAAUAUGAGAAUAUAAAUGUUGACAUUGUUGUUUUUUUGGUGUAAAAGUCUUUUUUUUUUUUCCAGCCAUAUUUGAGAUUUUUUUUUUGAAAAGUCACAUGACAAUGUUACUAGCUUGUCAAUGAUAUGAACAACUUGUGGCCUUGGUGAAGGUCCAGAGAUUGAAGGAGUGAGCUAUGAAUGACUUCCUGUGCUCUUUUGCUCAAUAGUGUUGAUAUUUCUUAUUGAACUAUCUGAACUAACCCAUUGGUUACAUCAAAGUCAAUGUCUUCUGAGACCAUCAUACAACAUUCUAUGCAUUUGUUUUUAGCAAUAUCCCAAUGUUGGGUUACCAAACAUUCUCUGGUUUGGUUCUCAAUUCACUUCAAUGGCAUUUCCUGUUUGUGUUAGUUUAUAAAGUAAUCUACCUAAGUCUAGACUCUAUGAUGUGUCAGUGUUUAUGCUAGUUUAUAAAGUACUCUAAUUCAGUCUAGACUCUUAUGAUGUGUCAGUGUUUAUGUUAGUCUAUAAAGUACUCUAAUUCAGUCUAGACUCUGUGAUGUGUCAGUGUUUAUGUUAUGAUGUGUCAGUGCUUAUGUUAGUUUAUAAAGUACUCUAAUUCAGUCUAGACUCUAUGAUGUGUCAGUGUUUAUGUUAGUCUAUAAAGUACUCUAAUUCAGUCUAGACUCUAUGAUGUGUCAGUGUUUAUGUUAGUAUAUAAAGUACUCUAAUUCAGUCUAGACUCUUAUGAUGUGUCAGUGUUUAUGUUAGUCUAUAAAGUACUCUAAUUCAGUCUAGACUCUUAUGAUGUGUCAGUGUUUAUGUUAUGAUGUGUCAGUGUUUAUGUUAGUCUAUAAAGUACUCUAAUUCAGUCUAGACUCUAUGAUGUGUCAGUGUUUAUGUUAGUUUAUAAAGUACUCUAAUUCAGUCUAGACUUUAUGAUGUGUCAGUGUUUAUGUUAGUCUAUAAAGUACUCUAAUUCAGUCUAGACUCUAUGAUGUAUCAGUGUUUAUGGUCUAUAAAGUGUUCUACUUCAAGUCAUUAUGAUAUGUCAGUGUGUGGACUUAAUCAAACUCACAUUCCUCACAAUAACAUUGACACUGUUGUAGAUAUAUUUCUCUUAGGAUUUUCCUGUGCCUGACUCUCAGGAAUUUUCGUCUUAACAUCUAAAAACCUUACAUCCUACCCAAAGUUCAGGUCAAGUUUUUAUAACUUUGUCUCAGCAUCUAAAAACCUUACAUCCUACCCAAAGUUCAGGUCAAGUUUUUAUAACUUUGUCUCAGCAUCUAAAAACCUUAUAAUGGACGCACAGUUCAGGUCAAGUUUUUAAAACUUUGUCUCAGCAUCUAAAAACCUUAUAAUGGAGCCACAGUUCAGGUCAAGUUUUUAAAACUUUGUCUCAGCAUCUAAAAACCUUAUAAUGGAGCCACAGUUCAGGUCAAGUUUCUAAAACUUAUUUCCCUUGCAACUCAAGUUGACAUAUUUCCAUUUCAACAAAACCUUUUAAUGGACAACAGUUUAGUCAAUAGUAGUAAACAAAAACUAAUUUCAUAUUCAAAUAUUUUUUUUUAUUGCUUCAAAUUGUUGGUAUGUAUUAGUAUUUGCAAACAGUUCACUCCUUAUGCCAAUAAUCUUGCCUGUCUCCUACCAAUUCAAUAGAGGUUGAAUGCCCACAUAGACUGGUUUUGGUGGUUUGUAUAGUACACAUGGAAAGUAAAGACACUAUGUUGUUGCCUUUUUUAUCAUUGAAUUUAUCUAGUGUGUUGUCUUAUCUCAUGAUCUCUCUGUCACCUUCUGUACAUGACCUGUGUGUGAUUGGUCUAAUUUCAAGCUUUUGUUUUGGUUACCCUACAAUCAUAUCUCAUUUUGUAUUCUUUAAACAAUCAUCAUUUUUAAUACUAGUCUGCAUACAAUGUCAUAAUAAUAUUUCAUUUGUUUCAUUUAGAAUGACAUUUGGAAUGUUCAAUGAAUACAUUUCAUGGCUUGUGUUUGGAUUCUAAAAGCAGUGCAGUAUUGAUCUAUUUGAUGAGGUGUACUCACUUUAUGUCCAGUAUCAGGCUGACCACUUCAUUUUUUGCUCUCUAAUUAUUUUCCCUUUGUCAGGGUUGACCUUUGUUUCACUUGUUGAAAUGUUCUUCAUAAAUAAAUAUAUUUAUGCACUCAAAAGACUAUUUAUGCAACUCUAAGUCAUGUAUUGUUUGCAGUCCAGAAGAAAGACUUGACAUCAGACCAAUUGAGAUUCAAGCCACAAUCUAAGAGUUCAUAGACUGGACAUUUGAAGUUGUACAAAUAAUCAACAUUAAAGUGACCUGGCACUCAGCGACUACCUGAACUCAGUGACAACAUGGAAGUUAUUUGUGAAGUCUUUGACUGUUCUCUAAUCACUUGAGAUGUGGCUGUAAUGUACACAUCUAUCACUUGAGAUGUGGCUGUAAUGUACACAUCUAUCACUUGAGAUGUGGCUGUAAUGUACACAUCUAUCACUUGAGAUGUGGCUGUAAUGUACACAUCUAUCACUUGAGAUGUGGCUGUAAUGUACACAUCUAUCACUUGAGAUGUGGCUGUAAUGUACACAUCUAUCACUUGAGAUGUGGCUGUAAUGUACACAUCUAUCACUUGAGAUGUGGCUGUAAUGUACACAUCUAUCACUUGAGAUGUGGCUGUAAUGUACACAUCUAUCACUUGAGAUGUGGCUGUAAUGUACACAUCUAUCACUUGAGAUGUGGCUGUAAUGUACACAUCUAUCACUUGAGAUGUGGCUGUAAUGUACACAUCUAUCACUUGGAACUGAGCUUCUCCAUAGUGUACUACCAGCACAUUCUGUCCCCAUUAUUCCAAUCUCUGUGUGCAACAACAGGAAAGUGUCUUUCUUACAGAAACAUAGUCUAGGGCUCAGGAGCCAGACAAGUGUCUUUCUUACAGAAACAGUCUAGGGCUCAGGAGCCAGACAAGUGUCUUUCUUACAGAAACAUAGUCUAGGACUCAGGAGCCAGAAAAGUGUCUUUCUUACAGAAACAUAGUCUAGGACUCAGGAGCCAGACAAGUGUCUUUCUUACAGAAACAUAGUCUAGGACUCAGGAGCCAGACAAGUGUCUUUCUUACAGAAACAUAGUCUAGGACUCAGGAGCCAGACAAGUGUCUUUCUUACAGAAACAUAGUCUAGGACUCAGGAGCCAGACAAGUGUCUUUCUUACAGAAACAGUCUAGGGCUCAGGAGCCAGACAAGUGUCUUUCUUACAGAAACAUAGUCUAGGACUCAGGAGCCAGACAAGUGUCUUUCUUACAGAAACAUAGUCUAGGACUCAGGAGCCAGACAAGUGUCUUUCUUACAGAAACAUAGUCUAGGGCUCAGGACCCAGACAAAUGUCUUUCUUACAGAAACAGUCUAGGGCUCAGGAGCCAGACAAGUGUCUUUCUUACAGAAACAUAGUCUAGGACUCAGGAGCCAGACAAGUGUCUUUCUUACAGAAACAUAGUCUAGGACUCAGGAGCCAGACAAGUGUCUUUCUUACAAAAACAUAGUCUAGGACUCAGGAGCCAGACAAGUGUCUUUCUUACAGAAACAUAGUCUAGGACUCAGGAGCCAGACAAGUGUCUUUCUUACAGAAACAUAGUCUAGGACUCAGGAGCCAGACAAGUGUGUUUCUUACAGAAACAUAGUCUAGGACUCAGGAGCCAGACAAGUGUGUUUCUUACAGAAACAUAGUCUAGGACUCAGGAGCCAGACAAGUGUCUUUCUUACAGAAACAGUCUAGGGCUCAGGAGCCAGACAAGUGUCUUUCUUACAGAAACAUAGUCUAGGACUCAGGAGCCAGACAAGUGUCUUUCUUACAGAAACAGUCUAGGGCUCAGGAGCCAGACAAGUGUCUUUCUUACAGAAACAGUCUAGGGCUCAGGAGCCAGACAAGUGUCUUUCUUACAGAAACAUAGUCUAGGACUCAGGAGCCAGACAAGUGUCUUUCUUACAGAAGGAGAAAACAAAUUCCCCUACUAUGUACUACAGAGAGGACUGCAUUGAAAAUGUGAUGAGUGACUUUGUUAUUUGUGUUCACUUAUGUCCAGCAUUUGACACACACACACACAGUGACUUUGUUAUUUGUGUUCAUUUAUGUUCAGCAUUUGACACACACACACACACACACACAGUCUCUUUCAACUAAUUGGAUUUCUAUCAUUUUCCACUUUUGUCAAAAAAAUAAAUAAAUAAACUAUUUUUCUUUA